UCUGACUCUGUCUAGUCUUUGUCAUCAAUUUCUCACCGUCAUGUCCUGCACUGCAGAUCUUCGGCUCAGAGAAAUCCGGGCAUGCUGCACCGCUUGAGCAUCCUGUGGACUGGUGUCCCAUGCAGCUGAUUGCAUGGCUUGGUUGGACAAAUUGUCGCAAUUCUCAAGCUUUGAUUUCAGCGCUGUAGGUGCUCAACUUGGUUAUGAGCCUGGGGCCCCGACAUCACCGAAAACCAGGAGUCCAGCACCUCCAGAAGAGGGUAAGGAAUGGCCUGGCCAAUCAUGGGCCAUUUCUAGUUUGCUGGAUUUGAACAAAGUCGGAGCCCAGUUGGGUGUGCAAGCUGCACCCAAAGCAGAGGCGCAUCAUGCUUCAACAGAAGCUAAGCAAGACUCUGGCAGCGUCAUUGCGCCAUUUUCUGGCUUGUUUGAUUUCGGCGCGAUUGGUGCUCAGCUCGGUAUUCAAUCCUCCCCAACAGACAGUCAAACCACUGGUGCGCUUGGCACAAAGCCACACACCGCAGAAGCUUUGCCAUCAGAGAGUGAGGCUUCCAGGAAACCUGCAUUUUCUGGUUUGUUUGGCGGAGCACCCAGAGCGGAAGAGAGCAUCGACUUCGAGGGUGCCCAGGAGGAUGGCAUUGAUGCUCCAGGAGAAGUUCUUGCUGAUGGCGGUGAAGCACUGGAAGAAAGUCACGAAGAACAGGCAGGGCCGGCAGGGCAGGCAGUGCAAAAGCAAAGUGCAGUCAAGACAAUCGGAUCAAUCGGGCCUCAGAUGAAUCUUGAUGGUGAAGAAGCCAUAGAUGCACAUGCCGUUGACCCAUGGGAUCCUGCAGAAGCAGAGGGGGCAGGAGCACCACUCGAAUCGCACAGUCUCUAUUUGACUAGGGAGGACCUCAUCUCUCAUUGGGCACCAUUUUCAUCAUACUUCCACCCAGGCAUGCAAGUUGCCAUUGCACCAUCCCCAGAGCCGCAAGCUGCUGUAGAAGCAAAGGUGCCGACCCCGGAAGGUUUCCUGGUGGUUUCUGUCCAGCAUAAAGAGUCAGUUGCCGAUCCGACGGACAUUUCCGUCGGCAGGUACUUCUACUUCGAUGCAUCUCCUUUUCCUACGUUUCAGUUUUCCACAUACUCAUGUUUUACAGAGCAAUGGCGUCAAGGAGAGUUGAUUUGGAGUGGGCAGGUGCAACUCAGUUUGGGAGCAUAUGGUUCCGUCGAUCUGCCUGAGAUAGCCAGCCCAGCUGCAGGACGCAAAGGUCGGGAAGAAUCCCAACCAGGAGAUUUCGAAGUUGGUGACCUGAUAUUCGUUGUUGGCUUUCAUCGCGAUCUCGCCAACACCAAUGGAAGGCAUGUAGACUUUGAUCAUAAUUUGCAUUUCUAUCAGGCCGCUUGCGUGGGAAGCAGGCUUCCGUUUAAUCAGGCCUCGGCGCUGUAUGCUGAUGACCUUGCAGACCUUGGUCAGCCUGUUCCACUUGGGAUUGAGGUUGAUGAACACGAGCUUGCAGCUGUGAGGCCUGUAGUGGUAGCUGUAGCACCAGCAGUUGCCAAAGCCAAUGCUAAUACAAUCCUGCAAUCAGUUGCACACACUACAGACCUAUCAGCAGACAGCUUCGCAUUGAGUCAAGACAUUCCGAAUGAGGGAGGAGCUGGCAAAAUAAACUUAAGUGCUGCUUGGGCUGCUCGUCGAAAAGAGUUCCUACGCGCUGGGCUGAAGAGUCUUGAAAGAAGAGCGCAAGAAAACGAAUACAUCUAGCAAUGCAUCUAGGAUCCCGCAGGAACCACUGCGAAAGCAUGGUCCGGAGGAUUUUGACAGCUGGCCACAAAGUGGCGCAAGUGUCAUAUCAGGUGCUUGGGACUAGACUUGUUGAGAAAAAGGCUUUGGUGUGAGCACAUAGCUGACGGCAUGUUGAGAAUGAGAAUUUGUGGCAGACUGUGCUGGGGCAGGGGGCGUCCAUGGGGGAUCA
Cladocopium goreaui is the source of this 1955-nucleotide messenger RNA. The record is from the annotation of a GenBank genome assembly. Lineage: Eukaryota; Dinophyceae; Suessiales; Symbiodiniaceae.